Molecule: messenger RNA, 6797 nt
Organism: Pangasianodon hypophthalmus (striped catfish)
Lineage: Eukaryota; Metazoa; Chordata; Actinopteri; Siluriformes; Pangasiidae
Exons: 2
Coding region: 3545-5392 (615 amino acids)
Molecular function (GO): neuropeptide hormone activity
Source: RefSeq, a predicted model, not a curated record
UCAGAUAGAUGUGAUUGUGUAUAUAGGAUAUAUCGUCUUGUCUGUUGCUGGGAGUUUAUUUGAACCAGCUGUGACUGCACAGCAGCAUAAAGCUUUAAGUGCAUUCAUUAACCUCAGGGUGCUCUGUUCAUUUACUCGUUUAUUUAGGCGUUAAUUACUUUUUUCCCCCUUUUUUGCAGCUCGUCGUUAAUCAGAUAACUGCGUGUUAUUUGAAAUCUUGGAGAAAAUGCAAAAUGCUGGUCUCUGUUUUUUUUUUUUUUUUUUCUGCAUGAGAGAAAAGGUGAUUGAUCUUAGGGAACCGACGGCUCUUACUGAUAUGAAGCGGUUCAUUAACCCUGAAUACGAAGCCCGAGCUCCCGUGUAAUCGGUCACUGGCGCGUUCAUCGCUCCAGAGGUUUCCACUGCAUAUUAUUCCUGAAUAAAUGUGCAUAUUCUGGACUUGCACAUAAAGCCACGCGCAAAGCUCAAUCUGCUUUCCGGUGGACGAAAUCAUAAAAUAGGCUACGGUGCAAGAAAUAAGGGUGUUUUACAACACACUCUCUCUCACACACACAGUAUUGCUUGUUAAAUUUGUUUGGCUUUUUACAUCCAAACCAUCUCGUCUCGUCUCUGUCGUUGUGCCAGUGCCGUAAAAUACGCCAGUCUAAGAUUGACAGAAUGACAGCAAUACGGAAUCUCAGUACACAAGGGACACUUUAGGCAAACGCUUUACUUCCACACUAAACGUUAAAAUUUCUAACGGACCUAAACGAAGCGUGUUUAUUAAAAGGAAUUGUUUUAGGCUCAGCGUGUUGUUUUGAGCAGACGUUGGCGUGCGCGCGCAAAAUGGAGCUUUUCCGCACGAUGAGGGAGCGACAGGGCGCGAGACACCUAAUACCCGCCUCAGACCGGGAACCGGGACAAAAAUGCCCUCUGCCGCUUGCAGUGCUCUUAAUGACACUGUCUGCAUCCGUGCUAAACACAGACACUGAGCACGUUUCACGCAGCGAAGCGACUCGAAACGGACGGACUCAAGCACGCAGCGCAUUUCCACUGCAACUUCGAAUCGCUAUAGAUUUAUUAAAAGCUGUGUUGCUUAUUGUUCGCGUUUUAGUGCUUGCCGUUUUCGGCGAUGACGCGGGUGUACGCGCUCUCCUUGUUAAUAUGUGCCAGGCUAGGCUAUUCGGGGCCACGUGGCGCACAAAGCCACCUUCCUGUCCGACAUUUUCACAGCAGCUCAGAGCUCGCCUCAGGGGACUGGGUGCUUCUACCGGAACCGGCAAUAAAAACACACUCGGGGUUUAUGCAACCCCCCACUCCGCGUGUGGGCGCGAGCUUCGGGUUCCACAUCAUUACGCCUGAGCCGCAGCGGAGGAGCAUCUGAAACACAAGAGGACCAAUCUUUUUCCUUUUUUUUUUUCAGAGCCAUCAUUUUUUUUCGUUCUUCUCGUGUGGGAGUAGGAAUUCUUUUAUUCAUAAGGGGCAUGUUAUGCCACUUCCAUUAAGCGCCUUUGUACUUUGAUGCAUUAACAACUGAUAAGCAUUUUUUCACAUUUUCAUAAUUGCGGGCAACAUAUCUGUGGUACAGUAGGAAAAAAAAGAAGAAAAAAACGGCGAGCGUGUCCAUUUAAACGAGCAUGGAGAAUGUUAGCAAUGAUAAAACUAGUAGUAAUAGUAAUGACAGUCAUAAUAAGAAUAGAAAUGAUGAUGAUGAUGAUGAUGAUGAUGAAAACCCACGAAACCAGAAAGGCGCACUUACAGCCCAGCAAUGUUGGCUUAACGCACUAUUCAUUUCUCACUGGUGCUGAGUAAAAUGGUGUGUGAGAAUUAUGCUACAUUUUGGGUACCUGAUAACCCCAUAACACACUCUUUAUUUUGCCUCUAAAGGGGCUUGAUUGGUGGUGAGUCAGCGCGGGGGAUGGAAAGCGCCUAGCUGAAGGGCCGUCACUGGGCUAAUGCUGAGUGGCAGUCGAUAAUGCCAAGGCGGAUCACACUCUGCCCUCUGGCCCCUAACCACUGACAGCCCAGGUAGAAACACACGAGCUUUACUCCGUUUGGAGCUAAUAAUAUAUGGAUUUAGAGCCUAACACGUGUUAAAACGUGUCCUCUUUCAAAACCACAAACGGUCAGAAUUAAAGCGCGUGGGUUUGUUUUUCAGUUUGUUUGGAACUGGUUUGAAUGUGUCAAGAUAUACUAGAUAUACUCGUUAGACCGAAGGCCCUGUUUGUGUCAUGGAGUUGAUUAGUGGUUCAGGAACAUGUCGUGACGCAUCCAGCAUUUUCAGAAAUUGUUGAAAUGAGAUUUUCCCAUUGUGCGAAGGCGCUGCCACUUCCAAUGAGACUCGCGGGACUUCAAUAUGCGCAGUGCGACUAAUUCAAUUACACCAACCAUAAACUGUGAUUGGCGGGUUUGUGGUGGGUCAAGACUCCGCCAGAGUAUUUUAGCAAUUAGGCCUUAUUCCUAAAGAGGAUGAAUAUUUGAGUUAUAACCACGUGAGUAAAGGCUGCUGCAGAGCAUCUUCAUAUAAUUUAAUGGAUUGCAUCCCAGUGAGUCCUAUUUUAAGGAUCAUGUGUAUGUAAAAAUAAUUGAACCAAAAAUGCACGUAAUUCCCACAAAUGAUAGCCUCUAAAUAGGGACAGAAUGAGAGGAUGACGCGCGAGCCAGAUGGAUGAAAUUCGGCGACGGGCGCGAGAGACAAAGACUGGCAAAUUGGAGGUGCUCGGGAAAUGGAGCGGAAAUGGAGCGGCGGAGCGGAGCCGCGUGCGUCACGGCGGCCUCAGUCGCUUGGCUUGGGUCCAGGUCCGAUUAACGGGCAACUCAGUCCCUACACAUACCAGACCGAAGGGGGGAAAACUAGUGUUUUUAAAAGGGGGAUACCGGACGCCGCCAGAAGAGCUGCGUCUGUGCACCAAACAGGAGUUUCACUUUAUUUAAACUCUUCAAUUAGCCUCCCAAUUAAAUAGGCCCACGCAUAAUUUAUCAUCAUUCUGCUUCCGAACGCACGCCACUUAAUGAAUAAAAGGGAAUUUGAGAAGUUCGUUUAAGCGAGAAUAUGUUUCUGAUUUCCAAGCACGGUGCUCUCCGUUCUUAAUGGAGAGAGUUGCUUCAUUCAUGCCGUUUCCGUUCAUUCAUCAGAGCAGCGUAACGUACCCUCUGAGUUCAAACGAGACACGAAAUUCUUAUCAAUGAAGGGGGUGACGUCAAAGGCGGCGCGCGCUGACUCGUCGGUCACGUGGCCCCACGCGCCUGUACUUAUCGGCGCUGAGCUGUCCGCGGUCCUGAUAAAAAAAAAUCACGCGCCACACUGACGUACAACAACCAAUAACAGCUUUCACAUGUGCAAAUAAGAGUGAAUCGUAAACGAAGAUCAGUCUGGGCCUGGAAAAGAAACUUUUUUUUUUCUUAGUUUCGAAUUAAAUAAGGACUGAGAUCUUCGAGCUUCAUUCGUCAGACACGCACAGGAGGCACAGGAGCGCUUCUGAGUUGCAGCUGAAUUUUGUGUGGGAUCGCAGGUGCUCACCCCGUCCCCUCUCCCCCAGCCCCAUCUGGUCUGCUCUGCAAGGACAUGACCUGCUGCCAUCCUCCCUCCUCUACUCUCCUGUUAGUCCUGCUCAGCAUUGCUCCACAGCUACCUGCUGCUGCCCCACUGCUUACUGAAAGCCCUCUCACGGGCACCAGCAAUGAGACACUCUGGCUGGUGCACCCAGAACCAGCCACAGCAGCUGGAGCGGUCAGGACACACAGGAAAGUGGAAGGCAUCCUCCAGAUUCCUCUGGGACAGGGCCGCUUUACAGACAUAGACUCUGCCAGGGCGCUGGUGUCUGUCUUGUUAGAGGCUCUUGAUCAUCCAGCUAGAGAAGAGAAGGGAAACCUGGUAGAGACAGAGGAGUACAUGAAGAAGGAGCCAUGGAAGGAGCUGGAGAUGUGGAGUGAUCAGGAGGACCACAGAAAACCUGAACAAGGCAUAGGUGAGGAGGAGAAUAUGGAGAUACCCCAGUCUGGAGUGACUGAGGCAGUGCAAGGAGUGGAGAAUGGAGGAGAAGAAAAGGUAGGACUAACAGAUCCAAGGGUUUCAGAUGAGGAGGACGAGAAUGGAAAUGGUGAAAACAAGUUUGAGGAAAAGGAAGGGCUUCUGCAGAGUUUGCUCAGUAAGAAAGCAGCGGUCCCAGCCCAAAUCAUCACCUCGCUACAGCGUAAAACCAGGGGCUAUUUUCAAAACAUUGACCUUGGUCUCCAGGACAAUGAGAUCCUCCCACCUCUGAAGGGCUACAAAGCUUAUAACCAGCAGCUGGCUUUGGCCAGCAAGAAGCUCAAGUGGCAGGAAGAGAGAGAGAAAAACCCCUCCCAGCUCGACAGAAACUUCAUGGAUGAUUUUGACUUCAUAGAAGAGGAGGAGGAGGUCCUUCCACGCGAGGAAGAGGAGGCAAGAGCACGAGCUGAGCAGGAAGAGGUGCGGAGACAGGAGGCAGAGGCACAAGAGGCGAGAGAGGAGGAGCAGAGACUUGCAGACAUCGCCUCUGACAUGCUUCUGGAAUACAUGGGGAGGAAACAAAAAACAGCCACUUAUAUGAAAGACAGGAAGAAUGCUUUAUUGCUCAACAAUGUGGCUGAGGACAAGCGGUCUAAUGAAGUGGAGGACAGUGAUGAUGAUGAAAUGGACCCAGAGACAAUUGACAAGCUGAUCGAAAUCUCUAGUAAACUGCACCUACCUGCUGAUGAUGUAGUUGAGAUCAUUACAGAUGUGGAGGAGAAGAAGAAGAGGAAGGACCCACCCCCCAGCAAUGCCCCUCGUUUCCGGCCUUUAGUCCCACUCAAAGCCAAACAAAGGGCUCCCCUUUAUCAAUACCCUAAGACCCCAAAGAAAUCCUCUUACAAGAUGAACCCAUAUAAAAAGUGGUACAAGGAGAAAAGUAAAUCCAAGUUCCACAAGCAGGACUACUGGUUUAAGCCAGAGAAGCAGUUACUAGCAUAUCCUUCCUUUCCCUACUAUCAGAAGCCAUAUCGAGCCUAUUAUCCUGUCUAUUUUCCAUCUCCUAAACCACGCUUCUACACAAAUCCUGCACUCUCCUUUGACUACAACUUUGGGGACCCCAUUGGUUAUGGCUUCAAGCCUCCCAAACGUAGGUACAAAGACAGAGCCAAGGGGAGGGAGCGAAACUGGGUGCAAGGGGCCCGCCGGCCCCAAAACAUCUACCCUUUAGCAGACACAGUCAUUUCUAACUACAUCCUUCCUCAUCCCCGAACUUACCAGACGCUCCCCGUGCCCAAAGCCCGCUCUCCUCCAAGUGCAGUGGCACCUGGCUAUUAUUACCAUCCAGACUAUGCUUAUGAUGAGCCAGAGCCUGUGCCAGAUAGUGACGAUGAGCUGGAGAACUUCAUUGAGAAGAUUUACUACAAUCGAAGGUUAUUCUAGAUAGUUCUCUAUCUGUGGGAAAGACCUGUGAUAAACCAUAGCGAUGAAAAAAGAGUGAGGAGAACAAAGAGAAAAAUGGAGAAAGUGAGGGAGUGAGGUUAAGGGCUGAGGAAAGACUAAUUCUAUGUUACUUCUCCACUCUUGUUUUUUAAAACAUUCCAGGUUAGGCCAGAAAAGCGAUGAUAAUGAGGUACUGGACCCUCUUUGUGUGUUUGCAUUCUGUUCCUCUCGCAGUUUACAUUUUCAUUUGGUGAGAGAACUUACGGGUGAAUUUGACAGGCUUCAUUCAGGUAUGGUUUUACUCUUGCAUGUCAAAACAUUUUAGGUGCCAAUUGCAAGAGACCCAUGUUUACACAAAGAUUACUUUUAAUGCUUGAUUAAUUAAGUGAUUUUAAAAAAGGGUCUCAGCUUGGGGCUGAAUUCUUGACUCACUAGUGAAAUUAUUACUGACCCAUCUUUUUCAUAGGCCAUGUUUAGUUGUUAUCAGUAGUCUUUUUGUCUUAAUAUGGCUCUAUUUAAUUCAUGUGCAUGCAGGUCUUGCACCCUUGAAACUAAUAACUUUAUGUGAAACAAAAACAAAUAUCCACCACAAACUUGAAAGCAAAUCUUCCAUUCUGUUUAAAUAAAUGCAAAAUGGUGGGUGUCUUUAAUGGAUGGAUGUCCUGUGACGGUAGUUUUUUCAGUAUUCUUUCACCUUGCCAAUGAUUUACUCAAUGCCUCACAUAAACAUUUUUAAAACGCCUUUAUUACAAUUUAUGGGUUGGUUCUAGCAUUCUAUCAACACAUUGUAUCUUUGUCUUGAGGGUCAGAAGAAAGCUGUAUAUAUUAUGUCUAUUCAAAAGAAGUUUUAAAACACUUGAAAAGUCUUGAGAAAUGAACUGAGGUUGAAACUUCUGCACGUCUAUCUGUAUUUGCAUCUUAAAAAAAACAGAAAAAAAUAUGGGGGAACUUGCCUCUUUGAAAAACUGUGGUUAUUUAAAAAAAAAAACACAAAAAACCCUAAGAAAGAAAUCUUUGUUUCCACAAGUGAAUUAGUCUUGUGAAAGGAAUUUGUUGUUGAUGUCACCUUCCAGAUUGUAAGUUGUACAGUGUGAAAUAAACAAGUGCGUGCAAUGUGUAAAUAACAGCAUGUUGAUUACUAGUUUUGCUAUACGAAAAAAAUAAAAACCACUAUUUUAUUAAAGAUCAUUUUUUAAAAAUGCCUUAUUGGAGAGCGUUUGAUUAGUCAUCCAGAAUAAUGUGCCAUUUAAGCCUUUCAAGUGCACUGUUUCAUUUUACAUUCGACAAAAGUGGACUUUGACUAACAGAUUGUACAGUGUAGCAUUGUUCCUUUUCACCUGCCUGUAACAUUGACAAUAUAUAAAGGUUGGAAUUGUCACCUAAAUCCUGGUAUGAUGCAUUUAUC